UUCUUUAACUUCAACUAAGCAAGCAGUCGCCAAAAGACUCUUGCCCGUCACUUUACUCUCGCAGGAGGAACUUGAUAUUUACAGAAAAAUGGGUAUGGGAACAGAAGAGAAUUUGGAUUAUAAAUGUGGAUUGAGUAUUGAUUCACAAGUAAUUGCACGAAUGGAAUUAAGAGAAGAUGAAAAUACGCGGGAGCAAGCUUUAGAAAAAUUUCGUGAAUGGAUAAAAAAACAUCCGCAAAUUAAAAAUUGUCGUACUGACGCUGUUUUUCUACUCAGGUUUCUUAGAACAAAAAAAUUUAGCCUCCCAUUAGCUGAGGAAAUGUUGGAACGUUAUCUCACAAUGAGACAACUUUAUCCUGAUUGGUUUCAAAAUUUAGAUAUUAAUGAUUCUGAUAUUGAAGCAAUAAUUGAUAGUGGAUAUUUGGUUCCACUAUUGGAAAGGGACGAGCAAGGAAGAAAAGUCAUUCUAUCAUGUGCUGGACGUUUUGAUCCCUAUAAAUACACUUCAGCUCAAAUGGCCAGAACACAUAGUAUUGUGGUGGAGGCUCUAAUGGACGAAGAAGAAAAUCAAGUUAAAGGAUACACUCAUUUAAAUGAUGAAUCUGGUCUCACUAUGGGUCAUAUUAGUGCAUGGUCAUUAACAGAUAUUCGAAAUAUGUUGAGAUGUAUUCAAAAUACAACUCCAAUGCGACAUAAAGAAACUCAUUUAAUCAACAUUCCUACUUGUGCAACAAAAGUCGUCGAGUUUGUCGUCUCUCUUCUCAACGAAAAACUCAAAAGUCGCAUACACAUUCACAAAACUAUAGACGAUCUCAAAAAGGCUGUUAAUCCACAAAUUUUGCCAAAAGAAUAUGGUGGGAAAAUUCCUCUUUCUGAAAUGAUUGACUCAUUUAAGAAAGUAUUGCGAGCAAAAAAUCAAGAGUUGAAGGCACUCGAUGACAUGUAUAUUGAAUUGUCACCAAAAGAAAAUUGUUCUACACCAAGUGAAGGUUUGGGAGGAAUUCCGGGCUCAUUUCGUAAAUUAGAAGUAGAUUAAAAUUCAUUUAUUUUUUAGAUUUAGUUUAUAUAUAUAUAUUUUAGUUUUGUUACGGAAUUGAUUUAAAAAUAUUUUUUUUUUCGAACAUUUACAAGAAACCAGAAAAAGAUUUCGUUUUGCAUAGAAAAAAUUACAUUUAAAAAAAAAAAUCUUUAUCAAAGAAUGUAAAUUUAAAAACGUGAGGCUCAUAUCUUACAGAUAAAAUUAUUUUUUUCCUUUCAAUAAUUAUGUAUAUUAUAUUUUUUUUUACACUAAUGUCUUUUUAUAAGUGUGAUAUAAUGAAAAUAGUUUUAAGAUUUAUUGAACCCAUAAUCAGAAAUGAUUUUGCUGGUGGUAUAAGUUACCAAUUUCAUUUUAAGUCCCUAAAAGUGCCUUACUCAUUAUGUAAAAGCACUGUAUUAUAAUAUAAAUGCAAAAUAGAAUUUUAAUAAUCUACAAUUAUUUUUGUACAUACAUAAUUCUCGAAUGUUGAAUCAAAUCAACAUAAAUAAUUAAAUCGAAACACUAUUAAUUGAAUAAAUAUUUUCCACAUAAAUUCUUAUAAAUAUGAUAUUAUGUUAAAAACAAUUUGUUCUUAUAUUUGAUAUUUUAAAGAAAUUGAUUUUAUAUUAUUUUUAUGGCAAAUAAUAAACAUAUAGUUAUAAGAAUAAAGUUAAAAAAGUUGAAAAUUAAAAAGUCUAUAUACUUUUUAAAUUUACACUACUUAAUAUUACGGGUAAUUCCAUAAAUAUAAAAUAAGUAUAAAAUUUAUAAAUAUACAAUAAAGUCAAUAAAUAUUCUUGAAAAGUUA
This is a messenger RNA of Leptopilina boulardi, 1826 nucleotides long. RefSeq names its product clavesin-2. Gene Ontology annotation, cellular component: membrane. Gene Ontology annotation, molecular function: phosphatidylinositol bisphosphate binding. The transcript is spliced from 5 exons. NCBI's taxonomy places the organism in Eukaryota, Metazoa, Arthropoda, Insecta, Hymenoptera, Figitidae. The record is from RefSeq and is a predicted model, not a curated record. The coding region runs from base 89 to 1036 and encodes 315 amino acids.